UUAAGCCAGCUGCAGUGUGUUCUCAGUAGAGGGCAGUCAUUCUACUUUUAGAGGAAACGAGCGGCAACCACCACAGAAGAAGAAACUCCCCCCAUGGACUGAAUUGAAUGACUGUGCGCGGCUAAUAAACUUCUUACUUUUUAUUCAAACAGCUUUGUUUCACGACUACCCAAGGGUGCUGGUUUGAGUGAUAAUGUCAGGGAUACCCGCAGACACAUGGCAGCCGCCAACAGUGACUUUGGAGACGACGAUGGGGUCUAUUGUGGUGGAGUUGUACUGGAGACAUGCGCCAAAAACCUGCAAGAAUUUUGCAGAGUUGGCCAGAAGAGGCUACUACAACAACACCAAGUUUCACCGAGUAAUCAAAGAUUUUAUGGUGCAGGGAGGAGACCCUACAGGAACAGGUCGAGGUGGUGCCUCCAUAUUUGGUAAACAGUUUGAAGAUGAGCUUCACCCAGACCUGAAAUUUACAGGUGCCGGUAUUCUGGCGAUGGCCAAUGCAGGACCGGACACCAACGGAAGCCAGUUCUUCUUAUCUCUCGGACCCACUCAGUGGUUGGAUGGGAAGCACACUAUUUUUGGUAGAGUGUGCCAGGGGAUGAGCGUGGUGAACCGAGUUGGGAUGGUGGAGACAAGCGGACAAGAUCGUCCUGUCGAUGAUAUCAAAAUCGUCAGAUCUAAUUAAACAAAUAAGAAUUAUUUUUUUUACAGAUUUUUUUAUUAAAUCAAUGUUUGUUAAAUGUU
Notothenia coriiceps (black rockcod) is the source of this 744-nucleotide messenger RNA. It is a transcript of the gene ppil1, whose product is annotated as peptidylprolyl isomerase (cyclophilin)-like 1. Gene Ontology annotation, molecular function: peptidyl-prolyl cis-trans isomerase activity. The transcript has 4 exons. Gene Ontology annotation, biological process: protein folding; protein peptidyl-prolyl isomerization. The record is from RefSeq and is a predicted model, not a curated record. Gene Ontology annotation, cellular component: catalytic step 2 spliceosome. NCBI's taxonomy places the organism in Eukaryota, Metazoa, Chordata, Actinopteri, Perciformes, Nototheniidae. The coding region runs from base 194 to 685 and encodes 163 amino acids.